AUGGACCCAGAGCUGCCUGCUCCCUCCGACGAGCCAUGGAACUACUCGCUCGUCGCCUUCGUCCUCGCCUACGACGAGGCUCCUCCUCCUGCCCCUCCUCAAGACCCGUCGCCCAGCUCCGGAGCCCCCGCCGCCCCCGCCGUGCCCAGCUCGAGCCAGGCUGAAGAGCGGCAACGCGACCCUCGUAACCGCUGGACGCCUCUCGAGCAUGCUCGCUUCGUCAAGGCCCUGCGCGCCUACCAGUCGACGACGAGUACGAGCGAGACCAGCGACGGAGGACGAGGAGCGGUGCUGGGGCCCGGGGUCGCGCGGAAGAUCGCCGAGUACGUCAAGACUCGCACGGAGUCGCAGGUGCGAUCGCAUGCGCAGAAGUACUUCCGUCAGCUGCAGAAGGACCGGGAGGAGGGGAGACCCGCGGGGAGAGGUCAAGACGGAGCGGGAGAGAGCUGA
This is a messenger RNA of Guillardia theta CCMP2712, 450 nucleotides long. RefSeq lists its product as hypothetical. The transcript has a single exon. The record is from RefSeq and is a predicted model, not a curated record. NCBI's taxonomy places the organism in Eukaryota, Cryptophyceae, Pyrenomonadales, Geminigeraceae. The coding region runs from base 1 to 450 and encodes 149 amino acids.